This is a messenger RNA of Mesorhabditis spiculigera, 309 nucleotides long. Lineage: Eukaryota; Metazoa; Nematoda; Chromadorea; Rhabditida; Rhabditidae. The record is from the annotation of a GenBank genome assembly.
AUGCUCUUCGCGGUCCCUCCAGUUGCCACGGCAUUCCCGGAUGAACCGACAAUGAGCAGAAUUGUUUCCGACUCGGUCACUUCAGACUCGAUGACUUCCCUUUCCUCGGACGAAUCGCAGAUUAUCGUCUUGGCAUGUCUCUUCGUGGUUAUUGCCCUGCUUUGCGUGUUCGUCUUCUGCCUCGACCUCAUCUUGUGCCAACGAUGCCGGCAACGCAAGGAUGCCGAAAUCAAAGAUGAGGAAAAGGCUCAAAAGAAAGAAGAAUGCCAAGUGGCCACCAUCUACCACGGCAACCCAAUUUUUGUCAUC